Branchiostoma belcheri (Belcher's lancelet) is the source of this 4698-nucleotide messenger RNA. Its product is annotated as N-alpha-acetyltransferase 15, NatA auxiliary subunit-like. Bases 124 to 2727 code for a protein of 867 amino acids. Gene Ontology annotation, molecular function: protein-N-terminal amino-acid acetyltransferase activity; protein binding. The record is from RefSeq and is a predicted model, not a curated record. Gene Ontology annotation, biological process: N-terminal peptidyl-methionine acetylation. Gene Ontology annotation, cellular component: NatA complex; cytoplasm. NCBI's taxonomy places the organism in Eukaryota, Metazoa, Chordata, Leptocardii, Amphioxiformes, Branchiostomatidae. The transcript has 21 exons.
UUUACGCCUGCGCAGUGGCGUGGUCGGCGCCAUCUUGCGAGUUUCAGACACCGCGUGGUUCAUUCUCUGUCCAAGUCCGGGCGUUCUCCCUGCCUUCCUCGGCUCAGCACCACGCCAGCAGCCAUGGCGUCCACACCACUGCCUCCCAAGGAAAACGCUCUGUUCAAGAGAAUAUUGAAAUGCUAUGAGCAGAAGCAGUACAAGAAUGGACUUAAGUUCUGUAAGCAGAUCCUGGGGAAUCCCAAGUUUUCUGAGCAUGGAGAAACCCUGGCUAUGAAGGGCCUGACCCUGAACUGUUUGGGGAGGAAGGAGGAGGCGUAUGAAUACGUCAGAAGGGGGCUGCGCAAUGACCUGAAGAGCCAUGUCUGUUGGCACGUGUUUGGACUUCUCCAGCGGUCAGACAAGAAGUAUGACGAAGCCAUCAAAUGUUACAGGAAUGCACUUAAGUGGGACAAGGACAACCUGCAGAUCCUGAGAGACCUGUCCCUAUUGCAGAUACAAAUGAGAGACCUGGAGGGGUACAGGGAUACAAGGUUACAACUUCUCCAGUUGAGACCAGCCCAGCGAGCGUCGUGGAUUGGAUACGCCAUCGCGUACCACUUACUCAAGGACUACGACAUGGCACUCAAGAUCCUGGAGGAGUUCAGAAAAACUCAAGCCGUGAAAACUGUGGAGUAUGAACACAGUGAGCUGCUCCUGUACAUGACCAUGAUCAUGAAGGAAGCAGGGAUGGAGGAACAGGCGCUCAAACACCUGGAGACAUACGACAAACAGAUCUGUGACGUGCUCGAAGUACAAGAGAACAAAGGAGAUCUACUGUUAAAGCUUGGCAAAAAUGAGGAAUCAGAAGCAAUCUACAGGGAACUUCUCCGUAGGAACCCAGAGAAUAGAAAGUACUAUGAAGGCAUUGAGGCAGCUAACCCACCAAAAUCAGUAGAGGAGAGACUAGACCUGUACGUGAAGACAGCGGCCAUGUUUCCCCGCUGUCAGUCAGCUCUCAGGCUGCCACUGGACUUCACCACUGGCGAGACGUUUGAGCGGAUGGCUGACCAGUACAUGAGGAAGGCCCUGAAAAAGGGCGUACCUCCACUCUUCAACAACCUGAGGGCUCUGUACCAGGACAAAGACAAGGUGGCAAUAAUAGAGAGAUUAAUGUUAGGGUACCAGGACUCUUUGAAGACUUCGGAGAAGUUUAAUCCUAACGAUGAGGGUGAAGCUCAGCCCCCUACAGCCUACCUGUGGGUACUGUACUACCUGGCCCAGCACUAUGACCACAUGGGGGACACCACCAAGGCUCUGGAGUACAUAGAUUCUGCAAUAGAACACACUCCUACCCUUAUAGAACUGUUUGUGGCCAAAGCAAGGAUAUACAAGCAUGCAGGAGAUAUAGAGGAGGCAGCGCGCUGGAUGGACGAGGCCCAGUCUCGGGACACAGCGGAUAGAUACAUCAACUCCAAGUGCGGCAAGUACAUGCUGAGGGCUGGCAAGGUCAAGGAGGCCGAGGAGAUGUGCUCCAAGUUCACCAGGGAGGGUGUGUCUGCCAUGGAGAACCUGAAUGAAAUGCAGUGCAUGUGGUUCCAGUCAGAAUGUGCUGGGGCCUACCGACAACUCACCCAGUACGGGGAGGCUCUCAAGAAGUGCCACGAAGUAGAGAGACAUUUCCAGGAGAUUGUAGAGGACCAGUUUGACUUCCACACCUACUGUAUGAGGAAGAUGACCCUGCGAGCCUACAUCAGCCUGCUCAGGCUGGAGGACAUCAUCAGAAAACACCCCUUCUACUUCAAGGCUGCCAAGCUGGCCCUGGAGACGUACAUCCACCUGGUGGACCACCCACUGACUGACGAGGACAAGGCAAAGGAUCUAGAACUAGAAAAUUUGAGUCCAAAAGAGCUGAAGAAGUUGAGAAGUAAGCAGAGAAGAGCUGCCAAGAAGGCGGCCAUCUUGGAGGAGAAGAAACACCAACAGGAGAUGCAGCAGCAGAAGGGCAAACGCAAGGACCCUGACACGGAGCAGGACGGUCCUAAGGAAGAUGACUUGGUGCCUGAAAAACUGGCCAAGGUGGAAAAUCCACUGGAUGAAGCAAUGAAGUUCCUAAAACCGAUCCAAAUGUUUGCCCAUGAAAGGAUAGAGACCCAUCUGCUGGCUUUUGAAGUCUACUAUAGAAGAGGCAAACUGCUACUGAUGCUCCAGGCUGUGAAGAGGGCUGUGGCCUUGGACUCCAACAAUGCCUGGCUGCACGAAUGUCUUGUUAGGUUCUCCAAAGCAGUUUCAGAGAAGAACAACUUGCCCGGUCCGGUGUCCACGGUGCUACAAGAAGAGACAAAGGCGUUGUUCGGAGAGGUGGACAUCAAACAGUUUAAUGCAGACUUCAUCAAGAGGAACUCCAACUCAUUACAACACCUGUUAGCAGGUGCCAAGAUGCUGUACUUCUUAGAUCCACAAAGCCAAGACAGAGCUCUAGAACUAGCAACAGAUCUGAGUGAAAACUUGAUAGAUAGGAAUGUCAAGAUAUGCAUCAAGGUACAUGAAGCCCUGUGCUCUGGAGCCUUUGGCAAGUGUGAGGAGCAGACGGAAGCCUACAAGACGCAAUGCCACCAGAUCUUUCCCUUCGCCAGAGUAUUCAUGCCGCCCAAAUCAGAAUCGGACACUGUAACACAAGAUGGGCAGCAGGACGGGCAAACAGAUGGGCAAGACGGACAUCCCGAAGUCGACGCCAACGGUUCUUGAUGACAUCAUCUUAGCGUAGGGUUCUAGGUGCGGGAUGGAGGGACUGACACCAGGGAUGAGGACAAGCCAAAGCACGUGUACUUGUUCGUCCUGUUUUCCUGGACUUGAAGAGAAAAGAGGAAAGCUACCAGUUCUCGCUUUGCUUCAAGGCAAAUAUAAGACAGUGUUGUGUGCAGCUUUGGUACUACCUAAGAGCCAAGGUGUCUUCCUACCUGAAGACAAAAAUAAAACUUUGGACCAGAAAUUCAGACCCUUACAUCUCAAUGUGGCAUCGCUUUGCAUCCAGUUAGUUAUGUGUAGAGCAUUGGACGUUUUGUACUUCAUAGUGCCUACAAAAAGUAAGACAGGGUUGGGGUGGGAACAAAAACUGCUGAACAGUUACAAAUCGAUAUUGAAAGGACAUAGGUGGUUAAUUGCUUUUGGAUGUACUGAAUGCUUGUAGUUUUUCCACUCCCAGCCAAUUGUAAGAUGCAAUUGCAGUCAGAAAUAAUUGGCAGAAAUGUGCACUAUUGUGCCAACUUCCUCCAAACCAGUCAGCCAUUUUUUGUUGGUUACCAAUCCCUGUGGUAUCAUAAAAUGUUUAUAAUACUACAGGGAAAUGUCACAAUUUUUGUAUGAACUGAAUUGUGUAAGAAAUAUGUUAUUUGGCCGGUAAUGUCAAAAUACAUCACUAGCCUUUAGACCAAUGAAAUGUAGUUGGAGGGCUAUAGUAGUGUUGCUGUCUUAUGGCAGCAGUUUUUUUAUGUUUGACUUUAACACUUUUCAAAGCUGCAAAAACUUUGAUAAUGUUGUUCAACUCUGCAUAUCAGUCUUCUUGUUGAGCACAUCACUGCUCAGAAGUGAGCUACUUGCUGUGAUAUUGCAACAAUUGGAAUUAAAUUAGUCAUCCCGUAGAGCCGAACAUACCAGUACAGUCAAAACUGCCCAAGACAACCACUGGGGGGUCAGUUAAAAUGUUGACAGGUGGUCACUAUGGACAGGAUUCUUAAUGCUUGUGUCAGUGGGAAAAAUUAUGUAAGGCAUUGGCCAGGUGGUCCUUAUGUAGAGGUGGUCACUUGUACAGCUUUGACUGUACCACAAACACAGGUCAGAGUUUGACCGUGUAUUGGCUUAAUUUUUUUGCUUGGCUCAAUCAUGGGAACUGCAACAGAACUGGUGUUAGAAUGCACAAAACAAAGCAAGGAUAAGUAUAUGACAGGCAUCAAGGCUUCAAAGGCAACAGCAUUUUAUUUAGUACAACGUAUUAAAAAUUCAGUUUCCUCCCAAAACUUCAAGCUGCCACAUCUGGCAUCUUUUCACCGAAAACCUAAACAAAGAGAACUGCUAAAGAAUCGAGCCGCAAGUACUAGAGCUAAAUCCAAAUGUAAUGAAUUAUAUAGAUAACUGUUCUGAAGUAAAAAUAUGGCAACUGUUUUGAAGUAAAGUAUGAUCAAACAAGUUUAAGUAGUAGGUUGCCUUAUUUCUUAUGAAAUUAAUGUUAAGUUUGAUGGAUACCCGAAUGUCCUAAGAUUGCUACCUCCUCUAGCAUAUAUAGAUGCAAGUUAAUCAUCUAGACAAUGAGGUUGGUAAUAGUAAUACUGGUUUAUUUCAGUUCUGUGUACAAAAAUGAUAAUUUGGGCGAAGAAAUGGCGGAAAUAGCUGGAAGUGCAUGUAUAUACGAAUGGAUUUAUUUUUUCCAUGGUUGGGGAAUUAGGCUGUAGAACAUGUACAAUUAAUAUUGCUUUGUUGUAGACUCUAUGUGGUUGUACUAUAAAGUUGUGUAGCAAUACUUGUUAAUCUCUCCCAAGAAAAAAAAGCUCCCUUCGUCUCAAGUAGUUUGUUUCUGUGGAAUGUGGCUUUUACUAUGCAGAUCUUACCUUGAGCUUGAACCCUUCUGUAUGUUGUUGAUUCACACUUUUUGUCAUGCAUCAUUCUUCAUCAAAUAUUCUCCUUAUGGAAAAAUAAAUAAUUCAAUUCCCUUUUAUACAAAUU